Telopea speciosissima is the source of this 1664-nucleotide messenger RNA. Its product is annotated as truncated FRIGIDA-like protein 1. Lineage: Eukaryota; Viridiplantae; Streptophyta; Magnoliopsida; Proteales; Proteaceae. The transcript has 4 exons. Bases 31 to 1617 code for a protein of 528 amino acids. The record is from RefSeq and is a predicted model, not a curated record.
UUUUUUUUUUUGGGAGGUUUCAUAGCAGAAAUGGCUUCAUUAAUAGCGAUUUCCACUGCUAUUAAAUCUAUAGAUGCAAAAAAGGAUGAUCUUCGUAAAGCUUUCGAAGAUCUCAAAGCACACUCUUCUUUCCUUUCUUCCUUCACCCUUCAAUGGAAGGAUCUGGAUGAUCAUUUGAACUCGAUCAAGAGUUCUAUAGAGAAACGUUUCAAGGAACUUGAAUCUAUCGAUCCACAAGCCGGUGAUGAAUUGGCUGUGGAAAAAUCUCCUCACCCGAUUCCUGGGUCUAAUGGGAAACAGACUUCUUCGGCAACUGCGCCGGUGAAGAAGGAAGAGGAGUCGGAAAUAACUCCUCGACCUGAGUUGAAAUCCCUAUGCAUCAAGAUGGAUGGAAAGGGUUUGCGUUCCUAUGUAGUUGAUCAUCGUAAAGAACUGGAUCUUAUCCGGGGAGAAGUUACUGUUGCUUUUAAAUCGGCUUCGGAUCCGGCAAAGCUUGUUUUGGACGCAAUGGUAGGUUUUUUUCCUCCCAAUUCCAAAGGAGACAAGGAUGGUGAAUUGGCGGCUAUUAGAAGAACUUGUAUUCUUUUAUUAGAACAGCUAAAGACGAUCUCUCCACAAAUUUCACCUCAAGUGAAGGAGAAAGCUAAGAAAUUGGCCCUUGAAUGGAAAGGGAAGCUUACUCUAGGCGGUCCAAAUCAUUUAGAAGCCUUAGCUUUUUUGCAGCUUCUUGCUACCUUUGAUUUGGUCUCCGGAUUUAGUAUUGAUUGGCUUCUUGAUCUUCUUGUUACUAUUGCUCGGCGCAGACAGGCUCUUGAAUUGUGUCGAGCGCUUGGUUUCACAGAUAAUAUGCCUGAUUUUAUCGAGAAACUUACUAGUAAGGGGAAGCAUAUUGAGGCUGUAAAAUUUGCCUAUGAAUUUAAGCUUGCUGACAAAUUUCCACCAGUACCUCUCCUUAAAAGUUACAUUAAGGAGUCCAAGAAAACAAUCCAGGAAAUUCGUGUAAAGGCAAAUUUCUCGACUCAGUCGCAGAAUGAGGCUACGGCCAAGGAAAUUGCUGCCUUGAGAGCAGUUAUUAAAUCCAUCCAAGAACAUAACCUAGAAUCACAGUACCCAUGUGGGAGUCUUGAGAAGCAAAUUGAGCAGUUGGAAAAGAAGAAGGCUGAUAGGAAACGUCCUGCAGCAGCUGCUACUGCCUCUAAACAGCAGGCUGGAACUGGAAAAAAUAAACGUGCUCGGCAAUCUGCCCCUGCUGUUAAUUCCAUGACCGAGACUGCUACUAGUCUUCACUCAAUUCAUCACACUCAGAUGCAGCAAUCUGGCUUGUUGCCAGAUCGUGUUGCGUCUUAUCUUGGUUCUGCUGCUGGGUCCUCCUAUGGCUUGCAAGGCCCUUCCUCUCUAACCCCAUAUGGAAGUUCAUCUUCUGCAUUGUAUGGUGGUACUGAAAACUCAGUCAAUUAUGGUGGAAACCUAAGCCCUGCUAGGUCUCACCUGUACUCUGCUCUCCCUUCGCACCUUUCACAUCCUCCGCCUUCACAACCAUCUGGACUUUAUGACAGGUCUUUGAGCUAUGGUGGAUAUGGUUUACCACCUCAGUACCGUCCUUCUUACUAUCCUUGAAAGCAGUCAUGCUUUUUCUUAUCAAAUGACUUCUAUGUCAUUGUACA